GGGCGAGCGCUAAGAUGGCCGCCCCGGCUCCGGCUGUUUUCAGAUGCUGCAAGUAUUGUGAACAGAGACUUAUUUGGAUUAUGUAUUUCUCAGCUAGACUAAAUAAAUGUUAACAAUGGAUAAUUGCAAACACAUUGGGCAGUUGCGGCUUGCUCAAGACCAUUCUAUCCUCAACCCUCAGAAAUGGCAUUGUGUAGACUGCAAUACAACUGAGUCAAUUUGGGCUUGCCUUAGCUGUUCUCAUGUUGCCUGUGGAAGAUAUAUUGAAGAGCAUGCACUCAAGCACUUUCAAGAAAGCAGCCAUCCUGUUGCAUUUGAGGUGAAUGAGAUGUAUGUUUUCUGUUAUCUUUGUGAUGAUUAUGUUCUAAAUGAUAAUGCAACUGGAGACCUGAAGUUACUACGAAGUACCUUAAGUGCAAUCAAAAGUCAAAAUUAUCACUGCACCACUCGUAGUGGAAGAGUUUUACGGUCUAUGGGUACAAGUGAUGAUUCUUAUUUCUUACAUGAUGGCACCCAAACUCUGCUGCAAAAUGAAGAUCAAAUGUAUACUGCUCUUUGGCACAGGAGAAGGAUACUUAUGGGUAAAAUCUUUCGGACGUGGUUUGAACAAGGAAGAAAAAGGCAAGAAGAGCAACUUCAGGAAAAAAUAACAGCCAAAAAAGAAGUGAAGAAAAGAAGGCAAGAAUCAGAGCAUCAAGUAAAAGCGGAAUUGGAAAGUGUGCCCCCAAGAAAGAGUUUACGCUUGCAAGGUCUGGCUCAGUCCACAACAAUAGAAAUAGUUCCUAUUCAAAUACCACAACAAAGCCCAGCAUCACCAGCAAAAGAGAUAAUAUCUACCUCAGCAGCUGUUAGAUUUAAAAAAGCCACUGACUCCCCAAUAAAACGAAGGCCAGUAGUAACUCCUGGUGUAACAGGAUUGAGAAAUCUAGGUAAUACUUGUUACAUGAAUUCUGUUCUUCAAGUAUUGAGUCACUUACUUAUUUUUCGGCAAUGUUUUCUGAAACUUGAUCUGAACCAAUGGCUGGCUGUGACAGCUAGUGAUAAGACAAGAACAUCCUACAAGCACCCACAGAUCACAGAGACAGUAUAUCAAGUGAAUGAAUACCAAGAUACAGGCUCUGUGCGCUCCAGACAUCCAAGUCUGUCAUUAGGACUGAGUGGUGGAGCAUCAAAGAAUAGAAAGAUGGAACUUAUUCAACCAAGGGAGCCAAGUUCACAGUACAUUUCUCUUUGUCAUGAGCUGCAUACUUUGUUUCAAGUUAUGUGGUCCGGAAAAUGGGCCUUGGUCUCACCAUUUGCUAUGCUGCAUUCAGUGUGGAGACUAAUUCCUGCAUUUCGUGGCUAUGCCCAACAAGAUGCUCAGGAAUUUCUCUGUGAACUUUUGGAUAAAGUACAACAUGAACUGGAGACAACGGGUACCAGAUUACCAGCUCUUAUCCCCACUUCUCAAAGGAAAAUUAUCAAACAGGUUCUGAAUGUUGUAAAUAAUAUUUUUCAUGGACAACUUCUUAGUCAGGUUACAUGUCUUGCAUGUGACAACAAAUCAAAUACUAUAGAACCUUUCUGGGACUUGUCACUGGAAUUUCCAGAAAGGUAUCAAUGCAGUGGAAAAGACGUUGCUUCUCAGCCAUGCCUAGUUACUGAAAUGCUGGCCAAAUUCACAGAAACCGAAGCUUUAGAAGGAAAAGUCUAUGUAUGUGAUGAGUGCAACUCAAAGCGUAGAAGGUUUUCUUCAAAACCAGUUGUACUCACAGAAGCACAGAAACAGCUUAUGAUAUGCCACCUACCUCAGGUUCUCAGACUACAUCUCAAACGGUUCAGGUGGUCAGGACGAAAUAACCGAGAGAAGAUUGGAGUUCAUGUUGGCUUUGAAGAAAUCUUAAAUAUGGAGCCCUAUUGCUGUAGGGAAUCACUGAAAUCCCUUAGACCAGAAUGCUUUAUCUAUGACUUGUCUGCUGUAGUUAUGCACCAUGGGAAAGGAUUUGGCUCAGGACACUACACUGCCUACUGCUAUAAUUCUGAAGGAGGGUUCUGGGUACACUGCAAUGAUUCCAAGCUAAGCAUGUGCACUAUGGACGAAGUAUGCAAGGCCCAAGCUUAUAUCUUGUUUUAUACACAGCGAGUUACCGAGAAUGGAUAUUCUAAACUCUUGCCUCCAGAACUGCUGGCUGGUAGCCAACCUUCCAUUGAAGAAGCUGAUACCUCUUCUAAUGAAAUCCUUAGCUGAUCCAAAGACAGUGGGGCUUUCUUGUGAUUUGUAUAUACUUUUUAAAAGGGCUGACUUAAAAUUUUGAGCUGCAUUGUUUUGUUUUUUAACUUCUGAAUCAGUGCACACUAUGUUUAUAUAUUUUGUAUCUAACCACAAGAAAAAUUCUUUUAAUAGCCUAAGUUAGCAUAAAUUCAUGUAUAUCAACAGCAGGUCAACUAAACCUUUUUCAAAUACUUUGGAGUUUUACAAUUUUAGCCUUUACCUCAGACUGGUUUACCUCUUUUAUAUUUUGAUGUCUUAAUUGGCUUAGAUCAUGAAUUUGUGCAAUCUUCUACUGAAGUCCAAAUGGCUUCAUUUUAUACAUUUCUUAUCUUUUGUAGCUAUUUUCUAUAUAACUUCUCAUUAAUGGAAAAUUAGACUGUCCCCAUAAAUAGUCUUACAAAAAAAGAAAAGGCUUUUCCCCCACAGGACAUAGGAUAGAUAAAUUACUACAUUCAAACUGAAUUAUUAAGUUCUGUCACCUCCAUACUCUUUACUCACUUGUGGAGAUACUUAAAGGUUUUGUUAAUACAGGGCCUAGAAGUGACAUUGCUUUGGCUAAUGAAAUUUUAAAGUAUUUAAUGUAAUCUUGCUACACAAAUGAAAAUAGCAGCUUUAUAUUUAAAUAACCAGUACUGUGGACAUAAAAAAUUUUUGGCAGCAAACUGGUUUGGUCCAGAUAAAGCAGUGAUAUCAUAAAUUUUAAUAUCACUGUCACUGCCGUCCCGUUGUUCAUCGAUUUGCUCGAGUGGGCCCAGUAACAUUGUAGGACUUAUUACUGUGUUUGGCAUAUCGGAUACGCCACGGGUAGCUUGCCAGGCUUUGCCAUGUGGGCUGGAGCAAUAGCACAGCGGGUAGGGCGUUUGCCUUGCACACAGCCAAUAUGGCCGACCUGAGUUCGAUUUCUCCGCCCCCCCUAGGGAGAGCCCAGCAAGCUACUGAGAGUAUCUCGCCCACACGGCAAAUUUUAAUAUAGCAAAUUCUAUUCUCAGGCUAUAAAAAGUUUAACUUACAUACAAAUUUAACACUAGAUCUCUUAAAGCUAUUUUAAGGAAUAUAAAGUCUUUCAAGAGAAUUGCAUAGGCCAGAAAUAAUUGUUUAAAAUUAGUAACCAGGCAUUAUAUUCAGCAUUUUAUUUUUCUAAUAACCAAAGCCUGAAAUUUUAACUCUUGCUGGGAUUAUGUAAAUACUAGGUACCUCUUCAAACUCUGGGCCCUGGCAUCUAAAUUAAAAAUUAUCUAAAUGAAUUAUAUUAAGAAUAUAUAAAAUACUGUUAUUUCUUAAUCUUAAUCUCAAACAAUCUUAACUUUUAUACUCUUUAAAUUUUACUGCUGCUAAUUAAUCUUAUUCAAGAGGAAAAAACACUAACCUAGUGCAGUGUUUUAACAAACACUGUAAGACCAUCAAUCCCUUUUAAGUGGAGUUACUUGCAUUUUGAAAUUUUAACGAAAAAUAGUAACUCAAAAUGUUGUUCUCAAAUAAUGAUCUUUAAAAGUAAUCUUGAAAGGGACCUCUUUUAGCAGAUUUUUCUUAAACUUCAGAACCAGUCACCUGGGGCAGCUAAUCAUGAAGUGCAAUGAGAAUUUAUCACUGACCACAAAUACCAUUAAUGCCAAAAAUACAGCUUGAGUAUUAAGUAGCUAUGGCUUAAGAUCAUUUAUUAAAUAUACCUAUGCAAGUUGUUACCUCAAACUGUUACACAAUUAUACCUCAUUAAAGAUUUAAAUGGUCAAGACACUGAAGUCUAGCCUUUUUUUAAUUUCAAGGACGUUUUCUGAGGUGCUAAACUUUAUGUAAGCAGUUAACCUCAUUUUAGUCAAAAAAAUUUAAAGGUAGUUCUGGAAGCUCUAUUGUUUGUAAUGAUAAAAUUGCUUGUUUCAGUACUUAUUUUUGUUUCAAUGUAAAAACAUACAAGAAAGAAAUAAAGUGACUUAGCCCUUGAC
Molecule: messenger RNA, 4191 nt
Organism: Sorex fumeus (smoky shrew)
Lineage: Eukaryota; Metazoa; Chordata; Mammalia; Eulipotyphla; Soricidae
Gene: USP44
Product: ubiquitin specific peptidase 44
Exons: 6
Coding region: 107-2227 (706 amino acids)
Biological process (GO): protein deubiquitination
Cellular component (GO): cytoplasm
Molecular function (GO): zinc ion binding; cysteine-type deubiquitinase activity
Source: RefSeq, a predicted model, not a curated record